AUGCACAGUUCGAUAUACUUAACUGUUUUGGUUGUGUUAUCUUUGAUCUUGCCAGAUUUUAUUAAUUUGGUUACAUCAAACUUUUCAAUUAUUGAUGCAGAGCUUAAAUAUUACAGGAACAUGGGCGAUGAAUUAUAAAAAUACAAAGAAUCGCUUGUAGAAAGUUUAAAGGCAAAAUAUGAGUUGUACUACAAUCCUAGAAAUAAUGCAAGUUAAUCAUCAACUAACUGCUAAGAUUUAGAUAGCAAUUUAGCUAACAAAAACAUUUAUGACGAAAUAUUUCAAGAAACUUAAAAGCAAUAAAAUGAUAGUAUGAUUAGAGCAUAAGGCAGUGAUGAGGCUCUUUUUGAAAAAUUUAUUAACUAGAAAGUAUCAGACUUAUCGAAGAGAUUUGUAUCAAAGACAACAAAAAAUGAAAUCAUUUUAGAUUAAUAUAAUGAUAAAGUUUAUUUAGUUUCUAUCGAUAACAAGUUCCUCUUCACAGAUGAUUAAUCCUACUCAUUUGUUAGUAUUAUGGAAAUGUAAGAUGAGAAGUUGUUUGGGAAUAUUAGCUAUGAAAGAAAUUCUGAUAUUUAAUGGCGCUUAUGCACUCUUCAUAAGAUAAAUGGAGUUAUCAAGGAUAUUCAAUUUGAUACUUAGAAACAAAAUUUUUUAAUUAACUACAUAGAUACAUAGAAUCAAUCUUUUAUUCGUGUUUAUAACUCAACUUCUUUCUGCCAAAAAUAAAAGAAUUAGUUUUCUAGUUUUUAUAAAAAUGACAAUAAAAUGAAUGAUCAAUCAUCAGAACAGCAAGAAAGCGUCUAAACACAAAUGAAAUUUUAUUAAUAAAAACACAAUUUCAGAAUUGAAGACAUAUUUAAGCUAACAAAAGAAACAAAGUAUGACUAAAAAAAUUAUUUGGAAAUUCCCAUGAACUAUACAUAAAUUUUAAGAAUGACAUAUUAUAAAAAUUUAAUUAUAUACUCUUCUUUGGCUGAUCGCUCUCUUAUGAAGACAAUAAAAAUUUCAAACAAUUAGGAUGAAGCCUAAUUACAAAAAAUUAAUCUUCCUAAUUUUUCUUAUAUUGACAAAGACUAUGUGCAGGUACUCAGCAUAUAGGUAGUAGAUAUUUUAGAAGAAAAGGGAGGCUUUACAUAAAAAUUUAUAGCAAUAGUCCUGAAAGGAAACAGCGAAGAUGUAUUUAUUGAAUGUGAACUAUAUAAAACAAAAUUUGAUUAAAAUAGAGAAGAAAUACCUAAAAUUGAUAACACUAGGUUCUUUUUCAAUAGAGAAGAAGCUCAAACACUUUUUAGCAAAAAUGUUUCUCAAUAUAUGAGAAACAUAGACAUCUUUGAAAAUAAUUUAUUUCCUCAUGUGCACACAGCAUACAGUAAGAUGAGAAACAAAUUUGUUGUUAAUAUAUUAGACUAGUUUUUAAUACUGGUUGAUUUUUCCAUUCCUUCGAUGAUAGGAAUAAUUGAUAUUGAACCUACAAACUAUUCUAAACUAAUUAAAGAAGGUUUCAAAAUUAAAAAAAUGCACUUCUCAGAGAAUGGAAAUUUCUUAUGCAUCCUAACUCAGGAUUAAGAAUAACACAAUUAAAUUUUUUUACUAGAAAUGAGUAAAAUAAAUAGUAUCAAUAAAUUCUAAUAAACUGAAAUGUUUUAGAUUAAAGAAGUAAGAGACAGAAUUAAAAAUCAUAUUAUCAAAGACUUUAGUGCAUAUGAAGGUGAUGAAAAUGCCUAAUAAUUAAAUUCAGUACUAUUAUUAGAAGGAGGUGAAAUCUUGAACAUGAGUUUAUGCACAAAUUGCACAAACAAAUUUAAAAAAAGUGUUGUGAAGGAAUUAGUUGAUAUAUUUUCUACUCUUCUAAUUUCAAUAGGAUUCAUAAUCCUUUUCAUUUGUGCAAAGUAGCUUAUGGCGAAUAUUGAAGAAGAAUAAGAUGAUUACUGA
Molecule: messenger RNA, 1932 nt
Organism: Tetrahymena thermophila SB210
Lineage: Eukaryota; Ciliophora; Oligohymenophorea; Hymenostomatida; Tetrahymenidae
Product: transmembrane protein, putative
Exons: 9
Source: RefSeq, a predicted model, not a curated record